Molecule: messenger RNA, 2081 nt
Organism: Rhipicephalus microplus (southern cattle tick)
Lineage: Eukaryota; Metazoa; Arthropoda; Arachnida; Ixodida; Ixodidae
Product: MFS-type transporter SLC18B1
Biological process (GO): transmembrane transport
Molecular function (GO): transmembrane transporter activity
Source: RefSeq, a predicted model, not a curated record
GUUUUGAUAACGGAGGAGUGCGCCGAGGAGCUGUUGGCUUUUACAGCAGCCACGCCAUCGCUACGCGGGUUCGCUCGCGCCAGUCGCUACGGAUUGGCAUGUGUAGCGCGGAGGCGGACAUAAGCGCGUGUGCGCUCUGUGCGGACUCGAAAGCGGCGCCCAACAUCUGCGACGCCCUCGCGCACCAGGACGGAAAGGCAGAAUAACACCUGUUGUCGCCGCAUCAGGCGCACCGAGGUGCCGCUGGACACCCGCUUGCGGCGGCCAUGUCCGUCGAGCAAGGAGUCCGCGGCGGGUCGAUCAACAGCGACCUCCGGUGGGACUACGAGAGCGGAGACGCCGAUGAACCGCUCAUUCGAGGCAGCGAAAGCGGCGACGCUAUGCGUCUUUCGCCGUGGGCGCACAUCAGGAAGCACGCCUGGAUCGUGCCGGUUAUUUACACGCACCUCUGGGCGGCCGCCGUCAUCUCGCUCGUGGCGCCUUUCUUUCCGCCACUCGCCGAUUCCAGAGGCAUACCAGCAUGGAAAUAUGGCUUUUUCUUCUCAACAAUGAAACUCAUGAUGCUUCCAGGAGCUGUGAUAGCCGAAAAGUUGAUCUCGGGUGUCUCCGCCAGGGCUGGCUACCUAGGUGGACAAGUAGCCACUGCACUAUUCUCUGUCACAUGCGGUUUUCUCUACUGGAUAAAGAGCGGAAACGUACUUCUGGGCACAUCGUUGCUCAUGGCAGCGUUCGGCGGCUGCUGCAACACAGUCUACAGCGUUUGCCUGUACACUUUACUUACGUCAAGAUUUAAAGACGACGGCGGUAUGCUAAUCGGCCUGAUGGAGUGCCUGUGGGGAGCAGGCACGUUGAUGGGAUCAUCCAUAGGCGGGUCUCUCAUUGACCUUUGGGCAUUUCCUCUCCCUUUCUUCGUCAUUGGCGGCGUCCUACUUCUGUCAUUACCCUUCAUGGCACUAAUAAAUCCUAGGAGUUCCAAGCAUGAGUGCCCAACGAACGACAUCGUGCCUCAACAAGAAUGUGUGGAGAAGAAGUACUGGACCCUCAUUUAUGAUCUCAUAUUUAUAGUCAAUCUUGGCACUGUUACAAUAAGUUGGGCUAUGACCAGCUUUAACGAACCAACAUUGGAACCGUUCUUGCGUCAGUUUAACAUGUCAAGCACACAAGUGGGAACGGUAUUCACAGUCCAAUUUGUUGGAUAUUCUAUCGGCGCCUUACUUGGAGGCCUUUUUGCGAAGUUCAAGAUGGAACCAUUCCUGAACUUUUUUGGAAUGCUGCUGUCAACGAUAGGGUACAUCAUACUUGGCCCGAUACCUAUCAUACCAAUUCUGCCGAAUGUUUUCUUCGUAUACGUCUCGCAGAUAUUCAUCGGCCUCGGCAUGGCAGUCACAUAUGUCAGCCCCUACAUGCAUGCUCUCAGACACACUGUUGAGAACGCUGGUUACCCCGACACUGAGAAAACUCACGGUGUAGUGACAAGUGCGACUUACCAAUUCAUGGUUUUUGGUGCCGUGAUAACAUCUCCCGUAGCGGGAUUUGUGACCCAGAAGCUUGGCUUUCCAUUUUCCUCCAUGAUUUUCGCCGGUUUCCUGGCUUUUUGGACCAUCGUGACGGGUGUUGUGUGGUUGCACCUAGAUUACUCACUUUGCGGCAAGAAGCGACCACCGGAGUGUCAAAAGCCUUCUACGACAGACGAGGAGGACAAUGUGCAGGCAGAGCUCUGCUCUUCGUGACGUUGCAGAAAAGUGCAUCUGACAUUCACGCUUGCUCUACAAGCAGCAGUGCUCGUGUUGUGUACAUAAGAAAAACUGGACCCAUGGAACGUCAUGAGUGGUUUCAGAAGGCAGCGACGGCGUUGUGCGUAACAUGUGCUGAAGGGAACGUGAAUAAGCGUUUCUAGUACUAGCAAUUGAGUGAAAUGUUUUAACGCGACGCUGUUUAAAAGCUAAUUGAGCAUAUACUCUGGUAUUGUCGUGGGCGUCACUGGUUGCGAGCGAAAAAUUGCGGAGAUGGCAAAUAAGAUUCAUCGGUUCGAGCCGGAACUGAUUCAAGCAUUUUGCGUGGCAAGCAGGUAUUCGAACACA